This is a messenger RNA of Dracunculus medinensis (Guinea worm), 201 nucleotides long. Lineage: Eukaryota; Metazoa; Nematoda; Chromadorea; Rhabditida; Dracunculidae. The record is from the annotation of a GenBank genome assembly.
AUGGUCACACCACCAAAUCAGUCAAUCGAUUAUGUUGUCGAUCAGAUUGAACGCCUAGGUGGCAGAAUCAAUGAUCUUGUUCUUAAGGUGAAAGAACGCGUAGACCAACUGACAGUAAUGGGAGAUGCAACUGCUGCAAAUUUAACACGGACCAUUGAAAAAACAUAUAAUGACGCCAAUGCGAUCUUGGUACUCUUGUAA